AUGAUGAAUAUUUAUACUAAAUUUAUUUUUCGAUUACCAUCCAAUGUUGGACGUCUUCUUCUACAACAACAACAAAAAAUUAAUUCAUCUAUACCAUUACUAACAACUUCUAUAAGAGAAGCAAGUACUGGUUCAGCACUUGAAUAUGAUGCACCAAAUGCUUAUAAACUUCAUAUGCUUGAUCAAGGACCAAGUACUCAUGUAUCUUGUACUCGUGAUGAAGGUUUAGAAUUUUAUAGAAAGAUGCAAGUUGUACGUCGAAUGGAAGCAUCAGCUAAUAAUAUGUAUAAAGCAAAAUUAAUACGAGGUUUUUGUCAUUUAUAUUCUGGACAAGAAGCUGUUUGUGUUGGAAUGAAAGCAGCUAUGGAUAAAAAUGAUUCAUUAAUAACUGCAUAUCGUGCUCAUGGUUGGACUUAUAUGAUGGGUGUAUCAGUAACUGGUGUACUAGCUGAAUUAACAGGUAGAAAAUCUGGUUGUGCUGAAGGAAAAGGUGGUAGUAUGCAUAUGUAUGCACCAAAUUUUUAUGGUGGAAAUGGUAUUGUUGGAGCUCAAGUACCACUCGGUGCUGGAGUAGCUUUAGCACAUAAAUAUCGUGGAGAAUCAAAUGUAUGUGUAACAUUAUAUGGUGAUGGAGCUGCUAAUCAAGGACAAGUUUUUGAAGCAUUUAAUAUGGCUAAAUUAUGGUUAUUACCAUGUAUAUUUGUAUGUGAAAAUAAUGGUUAUGGUAUGGGUACAAGUACAGCACGUGCUAGUGCUAAUCCAAAUUUUUAUAAACGUUGCGAAUAUAUACCUGGUAUAUGGGUUGAUGGUAUGGAUAUUCUUGCUGUACGUGAAGCAACAAAAUUUGCACGAGAUUGGUGUAUAUCAGGAAAAGGUCCAAUUAUUAUGGAAAUGGCAACAUAUCGUUAUUUUGGUCAUUCAAUGUCUGAUCCAGGAACAAGUUAUCGAACUCGUGAAGAAAUUCAAGAUGUACGUAAAAGUCGUGAUCCAAUAACAUCAUUUCGAGAAAAAUUGCUCAAUGCUAAAGCAGUAACUGAAGAAGAAUUUAAAGAUAUUGAUAAUGAAGUAAAAAAAAUAAUUGAAGAUGCUGAAAAUCAUGCACAAAAUGAUCCUGAAUUACAUGUUGAUGAAUUAUAUUCUCAUGUUUAUUCAGUUCCACCACCAAAUUUUAAAAUACGUGGAUGCGAUAAUUUUACCUAUAAAGAAAUCUCAAAAUAA
Messenger RNA from Rotaria sp. Silwood1, 1218 nucleotides. The record is from the annotation of a GenBank genome assembly. Lineage: Eukaryota; Metazoa; Rotifera; Eurotatoria; Philodinida; Philodinidae.